CGGUUGCGCGAAAAGACUUCGGUUAUAUCAGUUAUUAUGCAAACUCACACACAAAAUCAUAAAGAUUCAAGAUGCGUAACAUUGGCGUCACCAAGAAAUUUGUACAAUUAUUUACUUCUACACAUUUACGAGAAAUUUGGAAAAAGAGAAAAGGACUUGUUUGAAUUCUGUUUUAGAGACGAUUUGCCAUGUUCAGUUCUUGAAUCGGGAGAUCCGUUGAAGUGGUUUAAGACCUUGGAGCAGCGAGGAAAGUUAUCGUGGAACGACGUUAAUUCCAUGGUAGAUUUCCUAAAACAAGCUUCGUGUGAUGACUUAGUAUCUGCAGCUCGACAUUACCAAGCGAGAAUUGGGGUUAUUCAGUUCUUUCAAAGGCAUCUUCAAGCAAAGUUACCUAAAUUUUGUUUGGGUAAGAUAUCAAAUAACAAUAUAUACGAUUGUCGUAUAACAAUAUAUACGAUUAUAUAUUUUUGUUGCAUAGCUACAUAUCUGAUGCUUAGUAUUCAUUCGUACUUACUUUUAACGUUUCCCAUCAACAAUAUUGUUACAUUUGAAACGUCCAAGCAAGAUUGGCUAAUGUUCCGACAGAUAACUAUUACCGAAUUUUACAAGUCCUUCGUGUUUAUAUAAUUUAGUAUUUUAGACAGGUUAGAACAUUUCAUAAACGGCUCUUGGUCAAUAGUCGCGCAUUAUCUAGAUUUUCUUUUAACGCUUUAUUCUUCGUUCCCUCGAAUAUUAGUUACACUUAAUAUAAGCAUUAUCCCAUUAGUAACUACUUUUUACGGUGAAAUCUCUAGUCUUGGGCCACAAAUCCGAGAUUUGUAGCCAUUCGCAAAGGAAACCGUAUAAUCAAAUUAUACACGCAUGCAUCAGGCAUCUCAUCAUUUUUGUGUUUGAAAUAUAUCUUUUGAGAACUGAAUACUGAUGUAAUCGUUCUCUCUUAUUUGAAUGCGAGGUCUCCUAGAUAAUAAAGCGAUUUUGUUUUUGUCCAGGCUACAAGAAAUUGUACACAAAUAUCAAACAAAAAUUAUUAAAUUAAUAUUGAUUUCUCGUACUUCCUAAUGUUAUUGAGUCUGUAGUGACUCUUGUCACUAGUGUACCGUAUUUUCUUGUCCUUUUUUAUGAUAGCAAAGACAAGGUAGAGUUGACAUGCUUCCAACACUGCUUACUAGUGUUGUAUUUUCAACCUACAUUUAUAUAUACACUUGAGAGUUCGAGUCCUCGUACAAUAUAUAAACAGUUUGUUUUGAAUAUAACAAUACGUUAUUGUAUUGAAAUCGAAACCAAGUCUGAAAGCACAUAAAAGUACUCGUAAGAGUAACAAUCUUCCUCCGCAACUUUUGCUCAUGUGGUAAUUAACGCGGUUGAGCUAGAUUAACUGGAAGUUGGUGCGAUAUUGACUGCUUAAAAGGACAACAAAAUGUUGUAUAGAUCUUCCACUGGGUGACGUGCCGAGUUCCUGCAGUCAGUACAUGCAUGCACUUCGAGUUCGACUGAUUGUUUCUUUGACUUUGUCCUUUCAAAUCCCGCAGAAACAUUUAACAUCUAUUCAAUACACUGUUUAUUUGGUACUAUAUGGGAGUACACAUUAUCUCAGGUUAGUCUUAAUAUAGUUUUAGCAGCUAGAGUCUAGACGCUAUAGUCUUGCCAAAAUACAAAAUCGAAAGCGUUUUAUAGUAAAAAAAAUAUGGUAAUGCGCGUUUCGGGCAGUCGCUCCUAGCCGACUAAUACACGUGCAUUGCCUAUUUGGAAGCAAAUUGAAACUUUAUGUACAGCUGUAACAAGGUAUUUUCUAUCACCUCAGUAAUCUUCAAGAUUUCAGCAAAAAAUAUAUAAUGUAUUCAAUUGCCACUUUGGCCUCUGAAGUGAUGUAGUUAUGCACGAAGUGCCUUGUGGGAAGGGCCUCAUUCUUAUUCACUAUUACUCAAGUAUUCACCCAGUGACUGUGAACUGUCAGUAUUAUACCUAUUACCAUUUUGUAAACUAGGCUAUUACCUAGCUUGUUUUCCACUCUUAUAAAAUUGGGAAAUAUAUUUUGUGUUUGGACGUAGGCCUACAUGUAUAUGCCCAAAAAAGUCAAUUCAUAAAGGAGUUCUUAAUUAAUUAAAAGCCUAUAAAAUUAACUUAUAUUUUGUAGGUAAAGUUACAUAGUCAUAGAUAUGUGUAGUACAGUGUACUGUCUAACUAUACAAUCUGCUCAGUAUUUUUUAAUUUUCUUUCAAUUCAUACUAACGAUUUUGGAUCAGGGCAAAGGGCAUGAUGUUCUUUGAAUUUAGAUGGCCUGAUGUUGAUUGUUCAUUAGUGACGGUAUAUUGAUUAUUGUGACAAGAAAUACAAUACUGUAUUUGAUAAUUUACACUAGACAAGUUUCUUGUUUACCACUUCCAGCUAGCCUUAGUCCUAGACGGUCAAAGCUGCUGUCUUCUUAUAAUAAUAUUAUUAUAAUCUUUAUUCCUAAAAGGAUACAAACAAAUUAAAAAAUACGAAAUAGAACUAUAUUACACAAAAAUACUUAAUUAGUUGACUGUAACAAAUCAAAAGAUGGUGAUAAAAUUAUGUCGUAUAACAGUCAGUAGAAGAUGUUUUCAAAAUAUUUUUAUCUGACAGAAAUUAUUAUCUGAUUUUGCAACUUGAAUGCCAUAAAUGAACUAUUAAUUUUAUAUAAUACUGUAUAUAUAAGCUACCCGAUGAAAUUAUGUCUUAGAGUUGCAAACGCUGCAUUACUGCCAUUAAAUAAUGUUGACUGUUACAUUGCAUAUUUCUUCUUUUUAAAGUUAUUUCCCCCAUCUUUUUGCCCAACUUACGUUUAUAAUUUGCCCAACUUCUGAGUUCUCGACGUUGUUGAAUCUGAUCUCUCCAGUAUUCCAUGAACUUUAGAUGUAAUGUAUAGUCUUGAAAGAAUGGCAAAUAUUCUCGACUUGUUUGUCAGUUGGUAUCAUAUGAAUUCAAUUUAGUCUAAUUAUUAACUUAAACAGCUGUAGUAAAUACUUAAAUACUUCUAAUUAUGAAUAAUGCAUGUUGUAAAUUGAAUUUCGUACAAACUCAUGCACCAUUAGUGUAAUCUGCAGGGUAUCUGAAGGAGUUGGACUUUUAAUGCGAAGCCAAUGUUUUGUUAUAAGUUAUAAGUGUAUAGCUACAUAUGUUUUAUAAUUAGGGAUAUUCAUCUUAUAUCUCAGACUAUCUAUUAGCUAGUUUGUACUGAGAUUUUGAAUGAACAUCUAUGAUUCGUUUGCAUGCAGAAUUUGGAGGAGUUCCCCUUUAAACAUUUUGGUUCGUAACAUCUCAAAAUAAUCUAUUUACCGAAAUAAUUUUACCUCAUACAAAUGGACUCCAAACUUCAUAACUAUAUGGCAAAUACAGCUCUGCAGAAGCACUCAACGACGUCACAUAGCGAGGGCGCUGACAAAUUCGCGUCUGCACAGAGAACAACAAAAUAACGCCAAAAUAGAGAACAACAGAAAUUACAGAAUAGCUCCUUUAAUAUUUGGGUUGAAUAAAUUUAGAGUUCUCCGAUAAAUUAUUCAUGCAUUCUCCACGACUAUACGGUAUACCCGAACAGGCCACAUACAGUUCACAAUGCAUAAUGCUGUAUAUGUGCACCCUCUGAUGUACACGUAACGAUUACACAGUUAAUUAACGAAUUUUAAUUUUCAUCUGUAGACGAUAAAUUGAAGAAGAAAUGGGGUUCGGAGCAACAACUGCCAAAUGAUUAUUUCGACAGAUGCGAGGAAUUCUUCUUCCGACAGAAUAGCGAUGAAUCGAGAGACCAAGUUCGUUGUUUAUUUUCCAAAGGCGUUGUUCUGUUGGUGAAUAGCUGUUCUGGACCUUCCAGUGAUUCUGUGCAGUCAGCUUGUUUCAAGCUUCUCUACUUAGCUGAUCUGUUUUACAAGAGGUUUAAGAAAAUGAUAGUUGAUGAUAAAGAACUAGUAAGCUGUUCACUGUUUUUCUGCCUCUAUUAUUGUUUGUACACUCCAAAAACUUCCUGGGUAAUGUAACCAUGUCAGUCCAUUUGAUCACUAUCGUGGUUAGUGUAACCAGGAUUUUUGCUUAACCAGGCUAUACAUGACUGAAUUAACCAGAUUAUCUUACAGUAGCUGAAUUAUUAACCAGGAAUUCUUAGUAAAAGGUAAACGGUCCACCUGAGAUAAUCUACUUAAUUCAUAUAAUUGGUGUAAAACUAAAAUGAUAAUAAGGAAGAGAGGGGGUAUCUCUUAAAGGGGGCGGGGUGACAAGACAUGAAGUUCCCAAGGCGUGGAGGGUGUAACUUGCAUAGGCCUAUGGGGCUGAUGCUUUCCAUGGGGGCAGUUGAAAGUUUGCCCGAAUUGUUAUGGGGGAUUGUAAUGAAAUUGCCUGAAUUUAACCUAUUUUCUGAUAAAUCUGCUCGAAUUUCCUUAAUUUCUUCCAGCAUCUGCCCAAAUUUCCAUGGUUUUCCAAAAUUGGGGGGGGGGAGUUGCCCCCCCCUGCCACCUGUCUCGUACGCCAAUGGUAACAUGAUAAAUAUGGCAUGGAAAGUUUAGAUAUUUAUAUUUGGUUCUAGUAGUUCUUUAAUUAGUGUUUUGAAGAAAGAACUUCGCUUCAAAUAAAAUAUUCCGACAUACCGGAGCUAUUUCAUGUUGGAGCCACAUACAUAGUCAUAGUAGAUAAGAUUACCAUCAUUGCCGCGUCAUUUCAAUACUACAGUUGCAAAGAACUUUCCACGUUAUGAAUAUGCAUUCUGCAAAAAUAUUGGGAGGUAUGCACCCCCCCCAAAUCAGCAUGAAAUUUAACAAGGAGGACUUAGCUCCCUGAGGUUCUAACAGGGAGGAUGAUCCCUUCUUCCACCACCCGCCCCCUCUUCCACACCACUGACCAUAUAGGCCAGUUAAAUUAGUCAGGAAUUCUGGUUAAAUUACGCCUGACUAGCUAUGAUCAACUGAAUUAACCAGGAUUGUGGUUAAAGUAACCAGGAAAAGUAUUACAACCAGCAACAUUAAGUUACCUGUUACCCCCAAACAGUGUUAAUUUUAGAUAUUAAUAAACCAGGAAAUUUUUAACUAGAGGGCGUUUUUAGAGUGUACAUAGCAAUGACCAGUCCACGUUCUCCAACUAUUUGCAAGAAAACAUGUAUAAAAAUAUCGUCUUGAGUUAUGUUUAGUUAACGAAAUGUUACAUACUAUUCUGAGCAUGUUAUUUACGCUAUAUAUUCAUUCUCAUACCAUCUUUCUUUUAAGCUGAAUAUAAAGCCUUCACGUAUUACCAAACUUUCGGCUCUUGGUAAUCGUAGACGAAUGUCAGGUAGACGGAGGCGAAGAAGUCCAGAACCAGUUGAAGUUAGACUGCAAUUAUCUUACAGAAGUGAAGUUAUUUAUCAUUAUAACGUAUUACUCAUGUGUAUGUCAUUACAACUUGUAAUUCUUACAAGUUUGCUGGGCUGGGGAAUGGGGGUUUUAUAAAGGUGGCAAGCAUUUAAAUGAACAUGUAUUGGAAGGAGAUUUAUCAGAUUUAAUUAGGCAGUGAAAAUGGCUCCUUAGUAAAGGUUUCUCUUUAUGUGUAGAUUGUAUCAUUUGUUUUUGUUGGAAAAAUUAAUGCAUGCAUGGUUGCUUUUCGGCAUUGUUUAUUCCUCAUCGUGAUUAAUUAAUUAAUAUUAUUUAGGAACAUUCUCUGUCUAAAACUAAGAAGUAGGGUGAGGCGUUUAAUCGAUAAGUUAUAAAUUUUUUUGACAUAAGUUAUAAAUGUUUUCCCAUUCUUUUUCAGACGGUUUUAAGUUUUUACCCUGAACCGCCUCAACCUAUUCAAGAGUAUACAACUAUGUGUUUUGUAGAAACCGAACGGAGCCAUCUUUAACCAUAAUUAGAUAAAUGAGGCAGGGGAGGAGAGUAGAGGAGGGUGAUGAGGAGAGAGCAAAUUAGAUUAACAGGGCCGCUGAGAGAACUCGCGGGGACCGGGGCAAAUCUUCCCUGGGGGCCCAUGAUAUCAAUAUAUAGUCCUUAGCUAUAUAGACUGCAUGUGAAGGUACGGUAAGGGGCCCUCAAUUUCAAAAAAUGCUCUGACCAAUUUAAAGAAUCUACUCAAUUUUAGGCUUUUGCGUUCAAGUUGAAGCCCUAUUAAGGUGGGGCCCCGGGGAAAUUUGUCUCCUCCCCCACCCUCUCGGCGGCCCCGUAGACUAGUGAAAAAAGUGAGCAAGAAUUAGAAAUUAGUGAAAAAUUAAUUUGAAGAAAAAAGAAAAAUUUAAAAACAAAAAAAAUUAAGAAGGAAGAUUUCAAAACAAAAAUACAUCGAAGAUGGGAUACAGAUCCUUAACAUGAAUUAAGGAUCUUUCAAGAAACGGAUGUUUAAACGAGAAGGUAUUAAACAUUAAACGAAACUAAUAAUCGAGAAAAGAAUAAUAAACCGGCCGAAUUAAACGACGGAAAAUAUUCGAGAUUUGAAGUAAAACGGAUUUUACUUGCUAAAAAUGUGUUAUGUGCUAACAAUGGUUUCAAUGCAUGUAAGUUAAAAUAUUUGAUAUUAAGAUUGUACAUGAAGAAACCUAAACAAAGCACGAGAUAAACAAAGAUGUCAAUAUAUGAUAUACGAUAAAAAUUAUAGUCGAUGAUAUUAAAAAUUGAUAGGCUAUAAUGAUUGGUAAAUACAUUGACAAUUGAUGUUCAAGAAGAAGUACCAAUCGAACGUUCUUGAAGACCGCGUCUUUUGACAAUCGCUUUACGAUGUUGAUGACAAGUUGAUAAAUUACGAGUAACAUUUAUUAAUAAGGUUGAACAGAACAACCAUGACGAAUCGAAGAUAAGUUAAAGGUUGCAAAUCGUAAAAUAUACAGAUGUAACUGUGAGCAUGUAUGUGUUAUAAUACGGGAUGUUCUCAAUUAAGGCAAGUGUCUUAAAAAUUAACAAUGGUUUAACUAUAAUAAAGUUGCAAAGUCAAAUUGGUUAAAUUUAUUAAAUUUAUCAAAGAGACGAAAGUAAUCGAAGUACGAGUUAAACAAAUGUAGCAAUCGAAGUGGAAUAAUAUUGAAAAAGGUUUAGUUGUUGUAUCUUUAAGUAGAUACGUGUUUUGUAGAAAACAAAACCGCGGAACCGAAGUCACAGAUCGAUGUGAAUAUAUGCAUAUUUUAGUUAUAUAAAAUUUGUAAUGCGAAUAUUUGGUCAAAUUGUGACUGUAUUUCAAGUACUUCAAAGUAGGUGACCUGCUGAUUGCUGAAUUACUACGAAUGUAGACUAUAACUAUCAUAUCACUGGAAUUUGUUUCCAAAUCCUUAAUAUGGAGAUUUAGUAUAAUUACAUAGGUGAUUAUUGAAAAUUCUCCACGCUGAUUGGUUGCCGUUGAGGUGAUUAUUACGCGAUAAUCACCUAAGCGAUUUUCAAAAUGACGGCCGAAGCUGUUUUGUCAAUUAAAUGACGAAGAAAUGUGCAUUUUAAUUUUUUUUUCCAAAUAAUCACCUAUGAAAUUAUACUAAAACAAUUAUUCACCUCAGGCUCGGUGAUUAUUGUGAAUAAAAACCUCGACUUCGUCUCGGUUUUCAUUCACCGAUAAUCACCUCGCCUUCGGCGAAUAAUUGUUAAAUAGAUAGUAUAUGGAUCUCUGUUGGAAAUAGUAUGAAAAUCCAAUUUUCAGAAUAAUUGUAAUUUUCAUAUUCUUGGAUAUAGUGUGGAAAUAGUAUGGAUAUACUACGGAUUUAAUUAUGUAAUUGCAAAUUCCGUAGUAAGGAUUUCACUACUUUUUUCCAAUGAAGCUAUAACAGUAUAAGCUUAUUGAAUUGUUGUAAAGUACCACGAAAGUAGACUACAACUAUAAGCCAGCUGAAUUUUUGUAAAGUACUACGAAGGCAGGCCAUGCACGAUCAGAAAUUGCAGCCACACAUUGAGAGCUAAGAUGAGCCAGCUCAUCUUAACCGGCUGAACAUGCGUAGAAUGUACAUGCUGACGUGUAAGAAAUAUUAAUGAGAAAAGCUGCUAAAGUAUUUCAAGAUUUAGUUUUUGAUUUGCUGGUAGAAUUUCGAGAUUUAGAGUUUAAAGUUAAAUUAAAGGCCCAAGAAAAAUAUUAGGUGACUCAAGCAUAACUAAAAACUAUUUAAACCUACAAUUCGAGUCUUGAUUUCGCCACAAAUAAGUCGAAAUAAAGCAAAACAAAAAGUGCAGGAAAAAUCUUGACUGAGCCUACAAUGUCAUGCAUUGAAUGCCGCUGACCAUUUUUCUGUGCAAUUUCCUGGAUAUGGAUUCAUGUCUCGCUGUUUAUGAAUUAGGGUUAGCGGUUAGGGUUAGGGCUAGGGUCAGGGUGAGGAUUAGCAUUCAUAAAUAGCGAGACAUGAAUCUAUAACCAAUUUCCGAUCGUGUGUAGCUCGUAAAGCCUGCUGAACUGUUGUAAAGUACUACAACAGUAGACUAUUACUAUAUAAGCCUGCUAAAUUUUUGUAAAAUACUGUGAACAGUAGACUAUUACUAUAAGCCUGCUGUAUUGUUGUAAAGUUCUACGAAAGUAGACUCAGCGCUCUUGAUCAUUCUAUGUAAAAAGCGCUUUAUAAUUAUGAAUUAUUAAAUUACUAUUAUUAUUACUAUUACUAUUACUAUUACUAUAUAUUACUAUUACUAUUACUAUUACUAUUACUAGGCUAUAUAAGCCUGCUGAAUUGUUAUAAAGUUAGUAUACUACAAAAGUAGACUCAGCGCUCUUGAUCAUUCUAUGUAAGAAAACGCUUUAUAAUUAUUACUAUUACUAUAUAUAUAAGCCUGCUGAAUUGUUGUAAAGUACUACGAAAGUAGACUAUAACUAUAAGCUCGCUCUUUUGUUGUAAAGUAGCUAUACUAUACUACUAUUAAAAUAAAAUGCGUAUUUUACAUGUGUGUACUA
Messenger RNA from Paramuricea clavata, 8820 nucleotides. Lineage: Eukaryota; Metazoa; Cnidaria; Anthozoa; Malacalcyonacea; Plexauridae. The record is from the annotation of a GenBank genome assembly.